ACUAGUCGUUGUUGUGCUUAUUGCGCACCGCGCGCAGUGAAUUUACCCGUCUCACAUGAAAUUCAAUCUAGGGUUAGUCGAAAAAAGUGCGGUCAACAUCAGCGUAAUGCCGUCUUCACCCGACCCGCCGUGCUAGUCGUUCCGACCACCAACGUUCCCCGACGUCGAGCAGCGACCGCUCGGGGCCACGAGCUCAAGAUUCGCAGCGCCAAACAGCCGAAGGACGAAACAAGGACUUGUUGUUUGAGAUCAUGUCUACCACCAAAGCAACCAGUGCAAAACCUCUUAAAGUGACUACUUCUUACAAACGAAAUGAAUUGAAACUGGUAAAGGUAGCAAUACGAAGACGCAAUCUUAAAAGUGAUAACAAUACACAACCCUUAGAAAGGAUUGUGAAGGACCCUUUCACAAUAACUUCUUUUGUGAAUGUCUCCAGUGAUCGCGUUGGGGUGAAGUUAUUUAACAAAAUCACACCCAAUACAAUUGAAAUACCGGCGGAAGCUUAUUGCAAAACCAAAACUACACCCACUGUGCGGGGUACAACGCCACCGCCAGAGCAGGAGCCAGGUCCAUCCAGACCGCGAUCAGCAAGUUGCUCUAGCGAUGAAGGACACCAGCAAGAAGACAGAUGUCGAUCAAAAAGUCGUGAGAAAUUCAAAGCAAAUGACGCGGCACAAGCAGUGAAACAAGUACCAAGUACUGAACGCAAUACACACUCUCCGUACGAGAAUGCAGAGCGCUAUGAUAAACGAAAGUCAAGGCGAUCGGGAAGUAGAUCACCAUCGUUGAGGCGGAGCCGAUAUUCUUACAGUCCCAGCCGACGUCACAGCCCAGGAAAUGGCCGACACCGCAGCAUAAGCAACAGUCCACACCAUAGAUCUCGAUCUAGAAGUAGUGAGAGGCUAAAAGCGAAUGAUGUGUCCCCGUCAGCGAAACAAAAGCGACGCACACCAGAUCGAGAUCGAGAUCGAGAGAGAUCACGAUCGCCAGUCUCAAGCACUGGACGAUACGACAGGCGGAAGUCUGGGCGCUCGGGAAGUCGGUCGCCAUCAUCGAAACGCAACCGGUAUCACAGUCCUAGCCGACGUUACAGCGCCAGAAAUGGGCGACAUCACAGCUCCAGCAUCAGCCCUCACAACAGGUCCCGAUCAAGAAGCAGUGAGAAACUGAAAACAAAUGAUCCUUCGCAACCUGGGAGACAAAAGCGCCGUACACCAGACCGCGAAAGGGAAAGAUCUCAAUCUCGUACCGGGCGUUAUGACAAACGGAAGUCUGGGCGAGCGGACUCACCUGAGUUUUAUGGCCGAGAAGCUGUACCGCCUUAUUUUGAUCCGGCUUUAAUACGUGCGCCAAUUUCGUUCUAUCCAGCCAUGCCCCCAUACUACCCACCUGGUAUGCCGCCCGCUUUCUUCAAUCAGCCAUUUUUUCCUGCACAACAUCCGGGGCCUUUUGGACCGGGAAAUUAUCAGCCACGUAAAAGGUUGCCGCUUUACAUGAAUCGGAAGAUUCAAGUUGUCACUAGCUCCGCUGGUAACACGGGUACCUUGACGAACUCGUCCAUGUCUGAAGGCGAUGCGGCGCAGUCCAACAUUGGCGUUACAUCGGAGAUUACACCUGGUACAGAAAUUGCGUAGCUACAACUAUUUUGCGAGGAGAAGUUUCUUUAGCAUAUAAUUCAUGAACAUCUAUGAAUUGGCCCAUGCUAUGUUGGGAUUUUUAGAUCGCAAAUGACAACCGUAUUUAAAGCCUUUAUUUUGUAAAUAUUUAUUUCUUAUUUAACUCGCAUAUUUUUUAUAAUGUACAUACAUAUUUAUGUAAAUUCAUACGGAUAGGUUUCAUCAAGAGCGAUUCAAAUAUUAUUAAUUGAUACACAUCAUAUUUUAUGCAACUUUAUGGCAAACAUUUUAUUAGUCAAGACGAGAAAUAAUUUGUAGUUAUAUUUCCUAUAUUUUUAGCUGAAAUUUAUUGUACCUUAUGAGGAGUUAUGCAGGGACAUGUCUGAAACAUUGCGGACCUAAGAUUGGACGUGAACACAAAGUUUCAAUUAAUUUAAAAUAUGAUAAUUAGUAUUUUGUUUGAUAAAAUAAUUGUUAUAUUAAUAAAUUAAUAAUAAGCCAAGUAAA
Messenger RNA from Dalotia coriaria, 2123 nucleotides. Its product is annotated as serine/arginine repetitive matrix protein 2-like. The record is from RefSeq and is a predicted model, not a curated record. The transcript has 7 exons. NCBI's taxonomy places the organism in Eukaryota, Metazoa, Arthropoda, Insecta, Coleoptera, Staphylinidae. Bases 252 to 1634 code for a protein of 460 amino acids.